This is a messenger RNA of Phytophthora infestans T30-4, 1917 nucleotides long. RefSeq names its product pyruvate kinase. Gene Ontology annotation, molecular function: potassium ion binding; pyruvate kinase activity; magnesium ion binding. Gene Ontology annotation, cellular component: cytoplasm. The coding region runs from base 1 to 1806 and encodes 601 amino acids. Gene Ontology annotation, biological process: glycolytic process. Lineage: Eukaryota; Oomycota; Peronosporomycetes; Peronosporales; Peronosporaceae. The record is from RefSeq and is a predicted model, not a curated record. The transcript is spliced from 6 exons.
AUGCGUCGCACUGCAAGUGAGCGCCACGCCAUUGGCAGAAAUCCGCGCACGGGUACGGUGACGCGUCCGGGGAUGCCACGACGCUGGUCCAAGGACGACGUGCUUCAGAGCCCACCGUCCUCGGCAUAUGACCAGCUGCGCGUGAGCGGCUUUCCGCCUGUCAAGCUUGGUAGUUGGCACCGCUACCGCUCGCUGUCGCAGGAGUUCGAUGAUGUGUUCAAGCCCGACUCUUCAUCCAUUGCACGUGAGCCUGCGAAAUUUCACGUGGGCAUUGGGAUCAAGCAGAUCUUGAGGCCGACGACAGCGCGUGCACGCAAGACGAAAAUUAUUUGUGCCAUUGGGCCAGCGUCGUGGUCUGUGGACAUGUUGGGACAACUUUUAGAUGCUGGUAUGAAUGUGGCGAGACUGAAUUUCUCCCACGGAGACCACGAAUUGCAUCAGAGGAGUCUGUCGAAUCUGAGAGAAGCGAUGGCUGCUCGACCCGGUUGUCAUUGCGCUGUGCUGCUGGAUACUAAGGGACCCGAAAUCCGUAGUGGGUUUCUGAAAGGACACAAACCAGUUCAGCUAAAGGCUGGACAGACGCUAGAAAUUACUACAGACUAUGGUGUGGAAGGUGACAGCUCUCGCAUUGCCUGUACAUAUGAGCAGCUACCAACGUCUGUGACGGUGGGCUCCAAGAUUCUGUGCGACGAUGGAAGCCUGGUGAUGACUGUACUGGAAUGUCUACCCGAAUCUAUCAUUGUACGAGUGCACAAUGACCAUCUUCUUGAGGAGAAGAAGAACAUGAAUCUGCCAGGAGCGGCCAUUCAGAUACCGGGCAUCACUGAGAAGGACGAGAAUGAUCUACUGAACUUUGCCAUCCCUAAUGGAGUGGACAUUGUGUCGGGGUCGUUUGUACGCUCUGCUGCCAAUGUUCGAGCGAUCCGUGAGUGUCUCGGUGAAGCAGGUCGUCGCAUUCGCGUGCAUGCAAAAAUUGAAAGCCAGGAGGCGCUGCAGAAUAUUGACGAGAUCAUUGCUGAGGCUGAUGGCAUCCACGUGAGUCGUGGCGAUCUCGGCAUGGAGUUGUCACCUGAACGGGUGUUUUUGGCUCAGAAGUUGAUCAUCGGCAAGGCGAAUCGUGCUGGCAAACCCGUCGUCACCUCCACACAGAUGCUGCAGUCCAUGACCAAGAAGAUAAUUCCAUCUAAUGCGGAGUGUACCGACGUGGCAAACGCAGUGCUAGAUGGCACAGAUGCCAUGAUGUUAUCAGCAGAAACUGCCAAGGGCAUGUACCCGAGAGAAGCCGUUGAAACGAUGGCCAAGAUUUGUGUUGAAGCAGAACAAGCGCUAGAUUACGCGGAGGUAUAUCGUCUGCAUCGGGCAGCAAACAGCAAGCACGUGAGCAUGUACGAAUCAGUCGCCAGUUCAGCUGUUGAAAUUUCUCUCGAUAUGGGCGUCAAACUGAUUAUUUCAAUCACCGACACGGGCUCCAGUACCAAGUUACUGGCAAAAUAUCGUCCGAAAGCUAACAUAUUGGCUGUCACAUUCUCCACGUUAACGGCACGACAGCUCUCUGGAGUCUCGAGAGGAGUAACAGCGCUGCUAGUGGAGUCAAUGGCAGGAAUAGAGGAUAUCACGCUGAAAGCUAUCGCGUAUGCAAAGGAGCGGGGAUUGAUUGAGAGUGGUGAAAUCGUCAUCUUGGUUCACGGACUAGACGACACUAUAUCGGCCUCCACCAACGUGGUCAAGGUGAUCGAAGUGGCCAAGAAGGGCUACACGAGUCCAAAGAACAGUUUCGUGGGUGGUCUCCACGCUCCCUUCACGUAAUUCGAAAAUGCGAAGUGUACUUUAGAACCGAAGAAGAAAACUGUAGUAUUUCCGAGGGAACAACAAAUUAAAUCAAAACUCCAGGUGCUUACAGUUUCCUGUACACGGCAA